This is a messenger RNA of Mycena citricolor, 556 nucleotides long. The record is from the annotation of a GenBank genome assembly. NCBI's taxonomy places the organism in Eukaryota, Fungi, Basidiomycota, Agaricomycetes, Agaricales, Mycenaceae.
CUUCUCUGGAGAUGUGUUCUCGCCGUCUAUCGAGAGCACCGUCACACGAGGCAGUCAUAUGGUACGGGGUGCUUCGUCGAGCUCAGCGGAGCGCUGAGGCAUAUAUGCGAUCCGUAGGUCCCGGUCAUGAACGAACUUGCUCCGGACGUGUCAUUGACUGGUAAGAUUUGGUUCCUAUGACUAGGGGCCCUACUGACUGGAUGGAUCGGCAGGGAACCACGACUUUGACUUUGGUUUGUGUGAGCAUCUCUGUUGAAUGCCGGGGACGAACUUUGGUAGGAUACCGGCAACUGGUGGAACUGAUGAAGGCCACGACCUUUGUGCGUGUGCAGUGCUACCCCCAUGUCCGCUGUAAUCUGACUGGACUACAGCCAUGGAUCUCGAGCAACAUCAUCGAUGUCGACACGUCGGAAGUGCCGCCCAGUCUGAAUGCCUUCCAAAUUUUUGAGAGAAGUGGUUUGCGCAUCGGUGUUAUCGGACUCGUGGAGGAAGAAUGGAUCGGGACCGUUGCCAACUGGCCUGCCAAUUUUGUUCACAAGGACAUGCAACAAGUCGG